Messenger RNA from Fusarium venenatum, 678 nucleotides. Lineage: Eukaryota; Fungi; Ascomycota; Sordariomycetes; Hypocreales; Nectriaceae. The record is from RefSeq and is a predicted model, not a curated record.
AUGAAGACCAUGAAUCUCGUCCAAGUCGACUACAAGGAAGUUGAAAAAGACUGUCGGAAUCCUCUGGGGUUGUUCAUGCGGUUGGAUGGAUGCUCGCCCAAGGAUGGCCGUCAAACUAUACUGGGAAGAUUGUCGCUGCACUCAUCAAACGAUAUCAUUAUUCGAUUGACUACGUCACAACGAGUACCCAGCGAAAUGAUAAAAAGUCUCGAGGAAGGAAUGCCUACUGUUAAACUUUUCUUUCUUCCCUUUAUUGAUCGUAUGAGGAGCAAAAGAGAAUACCGAGUGUACUGUGCACCAGUGACAGGGACCAUUACAGCAGUUAGUCAAUAUUGCUGGCAUCAACCUUGGCUUUUCGCGACUCAAGACCCGGAGAACAGCCGCAAGGUGGCAUCAAACAUCUGGAACAGCAUCCAGAAGAUUCACCAAGAUAUCAUGGAAGACCUAGAUCUAGCAAAUCGGAUGGAUCAGCUCCUGUUGGAACAAGGAUAUUCUUUGGACGUGUUCUACGAUGAGAGAGAAGAGAGCUCGAGCCUUGUCGAACUGAAUGUGUUCGGAACAAGGAGCGGAUGCGGAUCUUGCCUGUUUCACUGGAUCGAUGAUCUGAAUAAACUGAUUACCUUCAAAGUCAAGACACCUCGUUUCGAGUACAGUAGCAGCAAAGAGGACCCACUCUAG